AGGAGAGAGAGAGAGCCAUUUUCAAAAGAGAAAAUGGGAGGAACUAGUUUGGGAAGCUUGGUAAUGGUCUUUGUUCUUGUUUUGACAUCGUUAUUGGCCGUUGUUCCGAUAUCCGAGGCACAACUCCGACAGAAUUUCUAUGCAGAUGUUUGCCCUAACGUCGAGAGUAUAGUUCGAACUGCAGUCACGAAGAAGUUUCGACAAACGUUUGUUACAGUUCCUGCUACUCUCCGCCUCUUCUUCCAUGAUUGUUUUGUUCAGGGAUGUGACGCGUCGGUGAUGAUUGGCUCGAAUGGAGGCAAUCAAGUAGAAAAAGAUCAUCCAGAUAAUCUUUCACUAGCAGGAGAUGGAUUCGAUACGGUGAUAAAAGCGAAAGCAGCAGUUGACGCUGUGCCGGAGUGUAGAAAUAAAGUCUCGUGCGCGGAUAUUCUUGUGAUGGCGACUCGAGAUGUCAUUUCAUUGGCUCGAGGGCCUUCCUAUGCUGUGGAGCUAGGGAGGAAGGAUGGGCUUGUUUCAAGGGCUUCCGAUGUGGAGGGAAAAUUGCCUCAGCCGAGCUUUAAUCUCAAUCAAUUGAAUGCCAUGUUUGCUGCUCAUGGCCUUUCUCAGGCUGACAUGAUUGCUCUGUCUGCUGCGCACACGGUAGGAUUCUCCCACUGCACGAAGUUGUUGAACAGGAUAUACAAUUUCAGCCGUACAAAUCCAGUGGAUCCAACGUUGAACGCGACAUAUGCAGCCAAGCUUCAAGGAAUGUGUCCGAGAGACGUGGAUCCGAGGAUAGCAAUAGACAUGGAUCCAAACACUCCCACUAGAUUCGACAAUAUGUACUUCAAGAAUCUCCAGCAAGGAAUGGGCCUUUUCACUUCCGACCAAGUCCUCUUCACCGACGCAAGGUCCAGGCCCACUGUUAAGAUUUGGGCCCAUAGUGGACAAACCUUCUACAAGGCCUUCGUUGAUGCCAUGACUAAGUUGGGCCGGGUCGGAGUGAAGACCGGAUCCAAUGGCAAUAUUCGCACCGACUGUAGUGUUUUCAACUCUUGA
This is a messenger RNA of Cucurbita pepo subsp. pepo (vegetable marrow), 1038 nucleotides long. Its product is annotated as peroxidase 51. NCBI's taxonomy places the organism in Eukaryota, Viridiplantae, Streptophyta, Magnoliopsida, Cucurbitales, Cucurbitaceae. The record is from RefSeq and is a predicted model, not a curated record. Gene Ontology annotation, molecular function: heme binding; peroxidase activity. Gene Ontology annotation, biological process: response to oxidative stress; hydrogen peroxide catabolic process.